Molecule: messenger RNA, 864 nt
Organism: Arachis ipaensis
Lineage: Eukaryota; Viridiplantae; Streptophyta; Magnoliopsida; Fabales; Fabaceae
Product: protein FAR1-RELATED SEQUENCE 5-like
Source: RefSeq, a predicted model, not a curated record
AUGAAUGAAUCAACUUCAAAUCAGUUGAAUGAGUGCGAUUUGGAUAAUUCUUCUGAAACGUAUCAAUUUGACGAGACCAGCUGUGUUGUGGAUGAAAAAUUUGUCCCAAAGGUGGGAAUGAUUUUCAAGACAUUAGAAGAAGCUGGAAAGUUCUACAAAUAUUAUUUCAAACUUGCUGGUUUUUCUACCAAAAUAAGGAACACGACUCGAGACAGAGACAAGAUUAAGAAUCAACUAAUUGUAUGCUCCAGAGAGGGGAGGUGGAAAUCAAAGAUAUCUCCAACUUUAAAGACAAACCCUUCAGCUGGGUUAAAUUGUCCAGUCAGAAUUUACGUACACAUAAUGAAGGAUGUUAGUCUUUGGACAAUUUCCAAAGUUGCUUUGAAUCACUCACAUCCUUGUUGUGCAGACCAGGCCGAGAUGCUCAAACAACACAGGGAGCUUAGCAUGUUCGUGCGUCGCACCAUCGAAACCCACGAGGAAGCCAGAAUCAGGCUGAGCAAAACUUACCAAUCAUUUGUGGCAACAGCUGGCAACCACCGUGAACUAGAUUUUAUAGAAAAAGACGUAAGAAAUUACAUCACAAGGGAAGUACGGAAUAUUUUCGAAGAAGACGAUGCCAAAGAAUUUAGGAAGUACCUAGUUAGAAUGAAAGAGAAGAACCAAAAUUUCUUCUUUGAGCUCAACCUUAAAGACGAUCACUGCAUUAAACAUGCAUUCUGGGCUGAUGCAAGAAGUAGGACUGCAUUUGAUUAUUUUGGAGACGUGGUUUCAUUUGACACCACCUAUAAUACAAACAGGUACAAUUUGGUUUUAGGUUCUUUUGUUGGCGUGAAUCACCACGGCCAGCAGGGGCGGUGCUAG